Molecule: messenger RNA, 4528 nt
Organism: Melopsittacus undulatus (budgerigar)
Lineage: Eukaryota; Metazoa; Chordata; Aves; Psittaciformes; Psittaculidae
Gene: NALF2
Product: NALCN channel auxiliary factor 2
Exons: 4
Coding region: 1-1347 (448 amino acids)
Biological process (GO): calcium ion import across plasma membrane
Cellular component (GO): plasma membrane
Molecular function (GO): stretch-activated, monoatomic cation-selective, calcium channel activity
Source: RefSeq, a predicted model, not a curated record
AUGAUCCGCGGUGUCUGGAUGUACCCCCGCGGGGGCGCCGCCGGAGGGGCGGUGUGCUGCGCCCCGCGCCGCAGCGACAAGCCGGUGGCCGACCCCGAGCGGGCGCAGAAAUGGCGCCUGUCGCUGGCCUCGCUGCUCUUCUUCACCGUGCUCCUCUCCGACCAUCUGUGGCUCUGCGCCGGGGCCAAGCUCCGCGCCCGGGAGCGGAGCGGCGCCGGGAGGCCGAGGAGCCGCGGGCCGCGGGCCCUGCUGGCGGCCGAGCCGGCGGGCGGCAGCUGCGAGGCCCUGCUCGGGAACCUCAGCCGGGCCCCCGGGCCCUGCCCCGCCGCCCGCGGCGACCUGGACUCGGCCUGCGCCCGGCUGCACGCCCUGCAGCGGCCGCGGGGCAACCCGGCCGGAGCGCCCCUCCGCUCGCCCCCCGCCGCCGCCCCUUACUUUGCCUCUCCCUCCUCCAAGAGGACCUUCCUGCAGGCUUACUUUAGGAACUUCAACCUCUCCUUUUGUGAUACUUACACGAUCUGGGACCUGCUGCGGGAGAUGGCCGGUCCGGACGGCCUGGACUGCAGCGUGGACAACCUGAUGGUGGACUUGGUGGUGGCGGCGGCCGGGGCGCUGGGUGGCGAGGCCUGUAGCAGCUGCGUCCAGGCGUACCAGCGGCUGGACCAACACGCUCAGGAAAAAUACGAGGAGUUCGACCUCUUGCUGGAGAAGUACUUGCAAUCGGAAGAGUACUCGGUCAGAUCCUGCCUGACGGACUGCAAGGCUGUCUACAAGGCCUGGUUGUGCUCCGAGUAUUUCAACGUGACCCAACAACAGUGCCGACACCGGAUCCCAUGCAAGCAAUACUGCCUGGAGGUGCAGACCAGGUGCCCGUUUGUGUUACCGGACAACGAUGAACUGAUCUAUGGAGGUUUGCCUGGCUUCAUCUGUACAGGGCUGCUGGAGAACCAGCUGCCUGAAGAGGAGGCCAAGUGCUGCGAGGUGCAAUGGGACUCCUGCGACCACCCGCCAGACAGCAACGAUAACACAUCCCCCAAAUCCACAGCAUCAGAGUCACUCCAUUUCCACCGCCACGACCCCCACCUCCAUCACCAGCGGCAGAACCACUACCACCUCUACCACCACCACCACCACCAGUACCACCAGCCCCACUCCCCAUCCUUGCUGCCGGUCUCCGCAGGGUCUCGCUUCAGCAGCAGCAGGAUCAGACUGUGCGUGCUGGUCCUGAUGCUUCUCCACACCAUGGUGUCCUUCUCAAGCGUGCACAUUGACGGCGGGGCAGCCGGCGGAGGGCUCAGCCUGGAGGCCCUGCCUGCCCUGGAGGAGAGCGUGGCGCGGGACGAGUGACACGGAGGGCAAAGCCGACCUCUAAGAAGAACGCCAGAUCUUUUUCCACGAAGGGGGGCACAUGCUAUUCCUCCAAUGGGAGGCACGGGAUUGGGGGUGACGCACACACACACACCCCUGCACAUACCCCCAAGAGCUGCUCGCCGCGGGGCAUCCCCGUGAUGAAGAGUCUCUAAUGCGCACAGGGCUGCGGGACUCGGCUUUGAGAAGGGUUCGGUCAGUAGCAGCCGGCGCAGGAAGGAGAUGUCAGGGCAGUUCAUUCACUGCCACUCAGGACUGCAGGCGAUGCUGGGAGACGCUUAAAAAAGCCAAAAGAAAAUCCCUGAUAUCUGCUGCUUCAGGAACAGGAUCCUCCUCAGUGGUACGAUGGAGCUGCCCAUGGCCGAGUGAGCUCUGUAAGUCCCAUCCAGCUGGCGCAGCCUCCCUGUGCCGCAUUCACAGGGAGGUAGGUGAUACACAGUGCAGAGCAGGGCCUAUUGAAGUCUCUGCCUGCAAAAAGUCAUGCAGCAGCUUGUGGUGAAUUAUAAUAGGAUACCUCCCUGCCACCCCAGAAAGGAAUGCCUAUAGAAAUGGGUAGAGACAAAAUCAGGACAGAAACGUGCUCGGCUUCUGUGAAAAUCCCUGUUAAAAUCUAUGCAAUGUGGCAGACAAUUUUGCUCAUAGGCUUUCCAAGCUGCCCUAUGGCUUCCCAUCCACAGGGCAAUAAAUCUCUUAAAUUGCACUUGAAAGGUUAGGAAGGGCAGUGUCUAAUGUUUAGGCAGAACGUUAGUAACUGUUUGAUCUUCCCCAUCAAACAAAGCCAGCUCUUGAGCAUCCUGGUGGGGUGACAGUGGUACCUGCAUUAGAAACCCUGCAAUCAUCCCUUCUGCGCCCAAAGAAGCCUGUUCACAGCUCCUGGAUCACAGCAGCUCAGGCUGAGGGUACACGUGUCCAGGCAUCAUUUAGUUUUAUUUCAGGAGUGGAGGUUUUCAGCAGCUAAUUUUGGGUGUUCUUGGUCCAUAUGGCUCUAUGGGUGACUGCUCCCCAUCCUGUGCCUUGCUGCAUGGAGAGGGAUAGGGAGAGCCUGCUCUGCUUGUCCUGAGUGCCAGACCCUGACUCCUUUACACCACUCCUGCAGCUCCAGGCUCCGUCUCAUACAACAAAGCCAGCCCAGACCAUGCUCCCCAUGGCUGAGUGGAGAAGAGCAUCCUCCCAAAAACAAGUUUUCCAAGACCAGGACUUCCUGCAUGUGGCAGAGGCCACAGGAGUCAGCUCCACCAGAGCAGGUUCCAAAGGGACCUUCAGUUCUACCCAAAUAGGAUGAAGGGAGCAAAGUAGAUGCUGUGGCCAUAUGCGAAGAAUAAAUCAUUUCCAAAUCAGGAUCAUAGAAAAGAAACUCAUAAAUAAUUCCCUUUAAAAGUUAUUGGGGUUUUAUCAAAGCUCUCGGCCUCUGCUCACAGGAUGGGGUGUUCAUGGGCAGGAGAUGGGCUGCACCCAUGAACACCAUUCCCCCAGCUUCCUUUCUUACACUGCAGAUCUAGUACUUCUGUUGGACACAAGGUCAGGCAUGGUUUCCAUGCUUGUUAGUGUUUUAUGAUGCUCCAUUUUCAGCCCAGAAAGUCAACAGCUUCGCUUGUUGUAAACUGAAACUCAAAAGCAGGAAAGAUUAGGUUUGGCUUAUGAAAUUUGGGGUUGGUUUUACCAUUUUUAAAUGUAUUUGGGAGCUGUGAGCGCUUGAGUUGCAAAACAAAAAGAUACUUCAAGCCAGACAGUUGUUGGUUUGGUUGGGUUUUUUCAUUCUGAAACUUGUCAAAACAAGCUAUAUUGAUAAUUAUGACCUUUUUUUAUUCCAAUUGAGAAAUGCAUCAAGAGCAGCCCUUUCCCACGAAACCUUUCAUUUUCAGAACAUCAGUCACACUUUUUCUGCUCACACAGCUGGAACUGGUGGCACUGGAUUCAGAGAGAAUAGCAAUUUGUAAAGAAUUCCAACCAGUUUGACUUAAAAUAGCAUCCAGCCCAUUUCUUGGAGGCAGUAGGCUGAGUGGUUCCAUGCAAAGAGCAGGCUGGAGAACUGCUGUUCUUACCAGGAUGGUUUCAGAGCAGGAUUACACACCUUGGGAGCUGCAUGGGCACAUUCCUCCCAGGGAGCUAUUGCUGAGAUGCUGGUACCCAGGAGGAAGCAUCCUCUCUCCUCUAGGAGCUCAGCCGGUGGUAGGAGCCCCAGCCAUCCCUCUAACCAACCUCUGUUUUCUCUCCCCAACCCAAACGAACGCAGAGUGAAUCUUCUAGCCCCCAAUACGUUCGGACACCACAGUUCCAGGAUGCCUUCAAACCUGGCGAUGCUCCCGUGUGCUCACGGGAGCUUCCAUUUGGAAGCAACUCAAUGGGGCCGGAAUGGCACAAAGCAGGAAAAGCUGUGGUUCACCAGGACCCGGUGUGAGGGAGAGUUCUGAAGAGCCCCCAGACAAAGUGUCCUUGCCCUCUUGCCCUUCUCUGAGCAUGGGAGAUGCUGCUGCUGGCAGCUAUGGUGAGCUCCCUCUGCCCCUCUGCCACAGGGGGGGACCUCAGCGGGGACCAGAGCCCCCCCCGCUGGGGCAGCUUUGCCUGUAGGGGACCAGGCUGCUGGUGACCGAACCCUUCUCAAGUGCUUGUGACAUGUGGGUGGUUACAGAGCUCAGACCUACAACACAACAAAGGUCCUUUUACCGAGCGUGGUGGCGAGGUGAAAACAAAACCAGAAACAAACCAUACUGCUGAAGUCAAAUGUUCUUUCUAAUCCCCCUGCCCGGUUUCUCUUUCUUUCCAGCUUUCUUCCUCUGCCUCCCGGACCCUCCCUCUCUGUUCCCACCCCCCUUCUGUUUCUCUUUCUCCCCUCUGUCAUAAGAAAGUGACUGUGUCCUCGAGGGGACAGUUUUCUUAUGCCAUUUUAUACACUGUGCUUCAUGUUUAGAACUUUUUUGCACUAGUUCCUAUUACAUUUCUUUUCCAAAAUGGUUUGACAAAAAACAACAAAAAAAACCCAAACAAAAACACAAAAACCAUGCUAUAAUUCAGUUGUAUUAAAAAUAUUAUCCUACUACUCUCUGUGUUCAAUAGUCUCUGUACCUGUAAUGCUUUCAGUUCUGUUGUAUUUUGGGGCAGAGGUUUUCUCCGCUCCUUGUUUAACCCAGUAAAGAAAUAAAAUGUUAAGAAUUGAUGAUAA